AUGGCUGCAGCACACCUGAGAAGACAGGAAGUAGAGCCUCUUUCGCCACGUUCGACCAACAUUCAGUACAAGGCACGGCCACAGAAGCAAACAUCUAUGAAGGAAGACAUACAGGAAACAAGCGAUGAGGAAGCCAAGAAAGCCGAAGCAGCAAGAAGGGCGGCAAAGGAAAAAGAAUAUGCACCACCACCUCCAGAUUGGGUCAUACAACCUCCAGUUGCAAAGGAUGGGCUGAUAGAGAAAUACCGGACUGGAAGGUUGCUGGGAAAAGGUGGCUUUGCAUUGGCAUAUGAGGGAGGAUUGCGAAGUAAGGAUAGUCCUUUGAACAAACAUGUGUUUGCCCUCAAGGUUGUCCGGUCGAGAAUGAGCCAGAAAAAAAUGGAAGAGAAGUUUCGGACAGAGCUUCAAAUACACGCCAAAAUGUCGCACCCAAACAUUGUCGAAUUUCAUCGCGCAUUUACCUACCAAGACUGCACAUAUGUCGUCCUUGAAAUGUGUCCCAAUGGCUCAGUGAUGGACAUGGUCAAAAAGCGCAAGUUCCUGACCUUGCCGGAGGUACGACGAUUGACCGUCCAGCUCUGCGGUGCAAUCAAAUAUAUGCAUGCCAGAAGUGUGAUCCAUCGGGAUCUCAAGAUGGGCAAUCUCUUCCUAGAUCAUGAUAUGAAUUUGAAGAUUGGUGACUUCGGUCUGGCGGCCGUCUUGGUGAGCAAAGACGAGUAUGAGGGGAUUUUUGACUACGCCAAAUCACGAAGAACAACGCUCUGUGGGACACCGAACUAUAUUGCCCCGGAGAUCUUGGAAAAAGGGAAAGGUGGACAUGACCAUAAGGUUGACAUCUGGGCAAUUGGAGUGAUUUUGUAG
Molecule: messenger RNA, 861 nt
Organism: Bacidia gigantensis
Lineage: Eukaryota; Fungi; Ascomycota; Lecanoromycetes; Lecanorales; Ramalinaceae
Exons: 2
Coding region: 1-861 (286 amino acids)
Biological process (GO): protein phosphorylation; regulation of cytokinesis; regulation of protein localization to mitotic spindle pole body
Cellular component (GO): spindle pole; nucleus; cytoplasm
Molecular function (GO): protein kinase activity; ATP binding
Source: RefSeq, a predicted model, not a curated record